UUUUCCUUGUAAAAUCUCCUGCUUUCUGCCAAAAGAUUUUCAUUUUUUUGUCUUUUCACCUCAAUGCUUUCUGCCAAAAGACUUAAAUGUUUCGGUGACUAGUUUCUUGCUUUCUGUUCAAAAUUUUCUCUUCUUGUUCCUGCUAGACAACCUCGUUUUUGUCCAUUAAGUUCUUGUUCUCUGCUCAAAGAUAUUAUUUUUUACCAGUUAAGUUGUUGUUUUGUGCUAAAAAAAUCAUUUUUUUCUGUGGGGUUCUUGUUUUUUGUUCAAAGAUUUCAUUUUGUUCUGUUAAGUUGUUGUUUUGAGCUAAAAAGAUUCAUUUUUUUUCCUGUGGGGUUCUUGUUUUCUGUUCAAAGAUUUCAUUUUUAUCUCUGUGUUGCUUGGAUUUAGUUCAAAAGAUCCAUUUUUUAUUGACUAAUCCAUUAAUGGGUUGUUCUGCUUCUCGUUCCUAUGAUUUUGUUACAACAGAUCUACAAAAUCCAUGGAAUUCUUCAUCUUCUUCACAUUCACAAUCUCCAUAUUCAUACUCAGAUUCAUCCUCAACUCCAGUUUCAAGAACCCUUUCUCUUCCUACUCCUUUGGUUCAUCAUCCUGCUAUGUGCAAAGGAGACACAAAUCAUUUGGUUUCUCUUACUUCCACCACUUAUGGUUCCCUUGUAUUAAUUGACCCCCAAAAUCCAUACCCUAACCCUAACCCUAAUUUCUAUGGUGGAAAUUUAAAGAACCCUACUACCCAAAUGAUAAAAUCCCUAAAUGGGACUGACCCACAAGACCCUUUAUCUCCUGAUUCAGUAAUCAACACUUGGGAGCUCAUGGAAGGACUUGAUGAUUUUGAUUUCCAUAUGGUACAGUCCAAGAUUGAGUCCCCUAGAAAGGUUAAGUCCAAGAGUCUUGAUAUCCAAAGUGAGUUAGAUACAAAUGAGUUGGAAAAAACCUAUGAGUUUGUUGAGCACUCAGAUUCGAAGCCGUUAUGGAAGCAUUUGUCUGAGGAACAAUUGCUUGCUAAAAUGGAUCCUAAUGUAGCUUCAAGCUAUAGACAAGCAUUGUCUUCCAAAAGAUUUGUGUACAAAGAGUCAGAAUAUUGUCCAAAGCCCGAAAUUGUUAGUUCGAUAGAGUUAGAGUCAAGUAACACAAGUUUGUUGGAUGGGAAUGAUUUUGAUUUAAAGGGUAAGGAGGAUAAACUAACGCCUGAAAUUGUUAGUGCGAUGGAGUUAGAGUCGAGUAAUGCAAGUUUAUUAAGCUCAUUGUUGCCUGGUAAUGAUGUCCAUUUAAAGGGUACAGAGGAUAAGAUUGUUCUGUAUUUUACUAGUUUAAGAGGAAUCAGGAAGACUUAUGAAGAAUGCUGCACAGUGCGAACGAUCUUUAGAGGUUUUCAGGUAUGUGUGGACGAAAGAGAUGUAUCUAUGGAUUCAUCAUAUAGAAAAGAGUUGCAAAGCGUUUUGGAAGGAAAAGCAGUUAGCUUGCCCCAGGUGUUUAUUGGAGGAAAGAAUAUUGGUGGUGCAGAAGAGAUUAAGCAACUUCAUGAGGCUGGAGAGCUGGCUAAGCUUGUGGAAGGCUUUGCAGUUCAGCGUUCUAGUUUUGUUUGUGAAAGCUGUGGUGAUGCAAGGUUUGUACCCUGCCCAAAUUGCAGUGGGAGUCGAAAAGUAUUUGAAGAGGAGGAAGGGAAGUUGAGGAGGUGCCCCAGCUGUAACGAAAAUGGAUUGAUUCGAUGCCCUGGCUGUUGCCCAUGAAUAUUGAUUCGCAUUUGUCAUGUACAUGAUUCCACUAUUUUAUUAGAGGUCUAUGCAUUUAUGUUACUACUUAUGUAUUAAUUUUGAAAUGUGCAGUGUCCUCUUGUAGACCGAUUUCAAGUGUCCAUAUUCUCUAGCCUUGGAAAAUUGUGUUCAUUUUCUUUUUGAACAACUCAAAAAGUAAUAAACUCUCAACACUAUGUUCUUUGCUUGCCCAGUGCUGAACAAGUAUGUGAUUUGGAAAUGUUGUUGUU
Solanum dulcamara is the source of this 1984-nucleotide messenger RNA. RefSeq lists its product as uncharacterized. The coding region runs from base 426 to 1730 and encodes 434 amino acids. Lineage: Eukaryota; Viridiplantae; Streptophyta; Magnoliopsida; Solanales; Solanaceae. The transcript has a single exon. The record is from RefSeq and is a predicted model, not a curated record.